CGCCGCCGCCGGUCGAGUAGUCAAAUGUCAAACAUCAACAAAAAUGUAUAAACAAAUUUGUAUGUGUAAAAUUUAUGUUUAAUUUGUAUUCAAUUACCAUGAACUUGUAACUAAAAUAUUUAAAUAAAUAUCUUUAAAUAUAAAUAAAAGUUGUUCUUUUCAUUACAAAAUCCAUUAAAAGCCUUUAAAAUGGAUACCCAAGUAAUGGAAGCUGUAAAUGAGUUUCUGAAAGUAGAAAAUAUCGAAGAAGCAUUUUUAUGUGUUAUUGUUCAUAAAACCGAUGGAGAAAAAGAAAAAGCACAAAAAUUUACAAAUAAUAUUGUGUCUAUCUUUAAUACUUUGGCUCCAGAGUCCAAAGAAACAGUCAUCAGGCAAUAUGUUCAACGAUCUGCAGCCAGUGCCAAUUUAAACCAAUUAAAAGUGUUGAUGGAUACUUUGGGCAAACUUGUCGCGGGUAAUCUCAUCACGGCUAAACUUCUGUGCGAUAAGAUACUUCUCUGUGAGAAAUUGGUUUACGAGAACAAGAACUUUUGGGUGGAGGGUUUCAAACUUAUAAAAAAAGUUAUAACUCAUGUGGAUUACAAAGGAGUCAGGGAAAUAAUGAAAAUUUGUCGUGAAAAAUCCCAGUCUUUUCCCGUCAACAUCAAUGUAAGCUUCUUGCCGCAAUUAUUGGCUCUGGAAGAUACAAUUCGUUUCAUAUUCAAUAGGAACAACUGUCUUCUGCCGGCCUAUUUCAUAGCCAAUGAAAUAAUGAAACCAUUCUCCUUUCAUUGGAAAAUCAACAAACUUAUGACGGAUUUUGUUGAAGAAUUCCGUCACACCGCCCAAAUGGUCUCCAUAAUUGGUCAUCAACACAUGCUGCCAAUAGUUGAACCCUUUGGCUAUGCUGAUCACAUGAUGAACUCCUGGAAACUAGAUCAUAACACAUUGAAAUUCAAUUUUAAAGGGAGUCUUCCUUACGAACCGGAACUUCUUGAAGAACAACCACAACUAUUGAGAUAUGUCUUAGAUCAACCAUAUUCUCGUGAAAUGGUUUCGAUAAUGUUGAAUUUACAAAAGCAACAGAAACAACGAUGUAAUGCCCUGGAAGAGCAAAUGGUCAAUUUGAGUAUCAAGGCAAUGGAAAUGACCGAAACUGAUAUGAAUGCCUCAUCGACAGAUGAAACUACAUCACCCAAUGAAUGGGUCUGGUUGCAUUUGUCAUCGCAGUUGAUUUAUUUUGUUUUGUUUCAAAUUGUCAGUUUUCAGCAUAUUGUUUUGUCUUUGUAUGAAAAGCUUUCAAAAAGAGAAUUAAGGAAAGGAAGAGAUCAAUUGAUGUGGAUUUUACUUCAAUUCAUUUCGGGGAGUAUUCAAAAGAAUCCAAUCUCAAAUUUCCUGCCUAUGUUUAAACUUUUCGACUUGCUGUAUCCAGAACAGGAACCACUUAAGUUACCCGAUUGUAAUAAGUCGACAUCUAUGAAACAGAUGGCUCCAAUUUGCAUCUGGAUUCAUCUAAUGAAAAAAGCAAGACUAGAAAACAUGAACAUAAAUCGUCCUAUUCCAAUUGCUUUAAAAAAUCAUCAUGAAUUUCUUCAACACUUGGUCAUGCCAAAUACAAUGAUGUCAAUGAGUUUAGGAAAUGACUUUCGUAUCAUACUCCUUUGCAAUGCAUAUUCAACCAAUCAAGAGUACUUCUCACGUCCAAUGAAUAUACUAGUUGAGGCAUUAAAUGGAAAUGCAAAAGCUGUUGGUGCACCUGGACCAUCGAAUGUCUCACAAAUAUCACCUGUACCAUUUUCAAUGGUAGUAUUGGAUAGUUUAACUGUUCAUAGUAAAAUGUCUCUUAUUCAUAGUUUUGUGUCGCAAAUGAUAAAACAAUCACAAACAAAAAGUUCAGUACCUGCUCCAGCACUGGUCGAAACUUAUUCUAGACUAUUAGUUUAUACUGAAAUUGAGUCUCUUGGUAUAAAGGGAUUUUUAAGUCAACUAUUGCCAGCAGUAUUUAAACAUCAUGCAUGGGGCAUUUUGCAUACUCUUUUGGAAAUGUUUUCCUAUCGUCUUCAUCAUAUUCCUACACAUUAUCGUGUACAAUUACUAUCUCAUUUGCAUUCACUAGCAUCUGUUCCACAAACAAACAAAAUGCAAUUAAAUUUAUGUUUUGAAUCUACUGCUUUGCGCCUGAUCACUGGACUAGGUUCAGCGGAAGUUCAGCCGCAACUUUCUCGUUAUUUCAAUGACAAAACUCCAGGCUCAGUUGCAUCUGGUGAAAGUGAAGAACUUAAUCGUGUUUUGAUUCUCACUCUUGCAAGAUCGAUGCAUAUUACUGGAUCAGGUGACGAUUUACAACCUUGGUGCAAGGAUCUUCUUUCGAACAUCAUGCAAAACACUCCUCAUUCCUGGGCCAAGCAUUCACUUGAGUGUUUCCCUCCAGCUUUAAAUGAAUUCUUUACUCAAAACAGCACUCCUCUGGAGAAUAAGCAACAGCUUAAAAAAUCAGUAGACGAAGAGUAUUGUAAUUGGACAUCAAUGUCCAAUGAAAAUGACAUCAUUGCUCAUUUCAUUCGACCAAAUACAAAUCCUCUGUUUUUGUGUCUUCUUUUCAAAAUGAUUUGGGAAACUGAAAAUAUAAGUCCAGUUGCAUACAAGAUCUUAGAAGGCAUCAGUGCUCGAGCUCUGUCGGCUCAUUUACGAAAACUCUGCGACUAUCUUGUUUAUGAAGUUGCCAAUUCCAAUGGCAAGGAUUUCAUCCACAAGUGUGUCGAUACUAUCAAUAACAUGAUCUGGAAAUAUAAUGUUGUUACAAUUGAUCGAGUUGUUUUAUGUCUGGCCCUCCGAACUCAAGAAGGGAAUGAAGCACAAGUAUGCUUCCUCAUAAUUCAGUUGCUUCUGCUGAAAGUAUCCGAAUUGAGAAAUCGAGUUCAGGAAUUUUUCAAAGAUAAUAGUCCAGAUCAUUGGAAACAAAAUAAUUGGCACGAAAAGCAUCUUGCUUUCCAUCAAAAGUACCCUGAAAAGUUUGCACCUGACGAAUCUGCGUCACAUCCUCCUCUUCCUGUUUACUUUGGUAAUGUUUGCUUGAGAUUCCUUCCCGUGCUUGAUAUCGUUUUUCAUCGAUUCAUCGAAUUACCUAUUCAGCAUGUUCAUCAAAUUCUCGAAGUCAUUCUUGAUCAUUUGGGAUGUCUUUACAAGUUUCAUGAUCGUCCCAUAACCUAUCUCUACAAUACUCUUCACUUUUAUGAGUGGAUAUUGCGAGACACACCUUCGUUGAAGAAAAAACUGGUAAGUGCUGUCACAGGUGCUCUAGUCGAUGUUCGUCCACCAAAUUGGGCUCUCAGCGAACAAUAUCAAAUUUAUUUGCAAAGUAAAGAAGCCCUCUGGAAUCCUGAACUAAGUUAUUAUAUGAGUCUUCUCCGACGAUUGGCUGAUACAAUUAGUGGUAAAAACUACUUCUACGUCACUGACUGGCGUUUUAGUGAAUUCCCAAAUGCUCCAAGUCAUGCUCUAUAUGUUACUUGUGUUGAAUUACUAAGUUUGCCAGUAACUCCACAAAUUGUUGGCAAUAAUCUAAUCGAUGUGAUUGUCAAAGGCUAUCCGUUGAUUCCACAAAAAGAAAUCCAUGCUUACAUUAACGCUGUUGGAAUUGUUCUUGCUGCUUUGCCAGAAGCCUAUUGGAGUACCAUCUAUGAUCGUUUGCAAGAAGUAAUAAGCUCACCAAAGAUGCUCAAGUGGUCUUAUCGAUUUUCGGCAUUUGAAUUGUUUAAUUUCAAAACUGUGCGUGAAGCAAUGAUAGAGAAAGUUUAUGCUGUAGUUUUAGCUGUGGCACAUUCAGUGUUUCAUCAUAUGGGUGGAUUUAAAUUGGCCACAAUGACGAGAUAUUUGAAAGAAAAACUGAAGCCUUGUGUUAAAACUUCCCAUCAGUUAGUAUUUUUGUGUCACGUAUUUGGACCAUUUCUUCAGCGAAUUGAACAAGAGAAACCAAAUGCGGUCGCAGGAAUUGCUAUUCUCUUGUAUGAGCUUCUCGAAGUUGUCGAUAAGCAUAAUUGGAGUGAAAAUCUGGAAUAUAUGGAUCAAAUUUGUGACUUUUUAUACCACAUUAAAUAUAUUCACGUUGGAAAUAUUAUUAAAAAUGAGUCAGAAACUAUUAUUAAGCGUUUGAGGCCGGCUCUGCAAAUGCGAUUGAGAUUUAUAACUCAUCUUAAUUUGGAGGACAUUCAUUCGGAGAAAACUGAACCAGCAACCCCACAACAGCAACAACAACAACAGCAGCAGCAGCAACAACAACAACAACAAUCAAAUAUUGGUAUGUCAACAAAUCAACCAACAACAUCACAAAUGAGUCAGGGAAUUCCAACGCAACAGCAACAAAUUCAACCCCAAAUCAUUCAACAACAACAGCAACAACAACAACAGCAGCAGCAACAACAACAACAACAGCAACAAGUUAUGCAACAACAAGUACAGCAAACACCUCAACAACAACAGCAACAACAACCACAACAACAAUUAUCCCAAAUGAAUCCCAUGGCUGGUAUGACUCAACAACAGAUGCAACAACAAAUGCAAAUGCAACAACAUCAACAUUUACAAAUGCAACAACAACAGCAAAUGCAAAUGCAACAACAACAACAAUUACAACAACAGCAACAACAAUUCCAACUUCAACAACAACAACAGCAACAACAUUUGCAACAACAACAAAUUCAACACAUUCAACAGCAACAACAAAUGCAAAUGCAACAACAGCAAUUGCAACAACAGCAAUUACAACAACAACAAAAUAUGGGCAUGCGUCAUAAUUAAAAUUUAAGAAUAAUUUUAUAUUUUUUUUAGUUUGUCUGUCCUUUUACGUCUUAAAAUGUCUCGUCUUUUUUUUAUAUUUAAAGAAAAAAAAAAGGAAAUAUAUGUGCAACAUGCGUGUUUAGUGUGCGUAUUUUAAGUAAAAAAAAUCCAUAUAACGUGCUUUAAAUUUGAAUAGAAUUUUGAGUCAGUUAAUCAUCAGCCACUAAAGUAACAACAUCCAAACUAGCUUUAGUCUUGAGAAAUUAAGUAAGUACAAAUUACAUGCAAACUAGUGACCUCCUGAACUGUCGGUGGUGGCAGCGUAAAUUGUUUGAUUGCCAGUGAAACUGUAAUAUUGCCUGUAAGACUGUUUGCUUUCCAGUGAAAACUGUUUGAUUUCCAAUGAAAACUGGGGUGGAAUGAUUUGCGUUGUGAGCCGUUUUUAUUCCAACUGGAGUUUGUUUUUUGGGAAUAUUAUUUAAUUUCCAA
Episyrphus balteatus (marmalade hoverfly) is the source of this 5244-nucleotide messenger RNA. It is a transcript of the gene MED23, whose product is annotated as mediator of RNA polymerase II transcription subunit 23. Gene Ontology annotation, cellular component: transcription regulator complex; mediator complex. Gene Ontology annotation, biological process: positive regulation of gene expression; regulation of transcription by RNA polymerase II. The transcript is spliced from 21 exons. Bases 190 to 4776 code for a protein of 1528 amino acids. Lineage: Eukaryota; Metazoa; Arthropoda; Insecta; Diptera; Syrphidae. The record is from RefSeq and is a predicted model, not a curated record.